Molecule: messenger RNA, 672 nt
Organism: Cynoglossus semilaevis (tongue sole)
Lineage: Eukaryota; Metazoa; Chordata; Actinopteri; Pleuronectiformes; Cynoglossidae
Gene: chchd5
Product: coiled-coil-helix-coiled-coil-helix domain containing 5
Exons: 4
Coding region: 112-420 (102 amino acids)
Biological process (GO): cellular respiration
Cellular component (GO): mitochondrial intermembrane space
Source: RefSeq, a predicted model, not a curated record
GAGGACAGACAUGGCUGCACGUGCAGGACAGUGGCUUUGACCAUCGAGUUGGAUAACAUUACAACCUUCAUUCUUCAGCCUCCAGGUGUGGGACAACCUUACGAGAGCACGAUGCAGGCUGCAUUGGAUAUUACGACAAAGUACUGUCGUAAGGAAAUGGAGGAGUAUGGGUCAUGUGUGGCCUUCAACCCAUCAACAUGGCAGCAAACCUGUCAUGAGCUAAAGAUGAAGGUCGCACAGUGCACGUCUUCCCACCCAGUGAUUCAGAAGAUCAGACAAGACUGCUCAAAGGAGUUUGUGGCGUUUGAGCGCUGCCUGAGAGAUAACCAGGAUAAGCCUGCCUCCUGCUCACCACAUGUGGAUCGCUUCCUUGGCUGUGCAGAGACAGUGGACCUCAGUAGCGUGGACCAAUCGUCGUAGUAUUAGGACGGCAGCAUUCAAUUUUUCAACACACAGCGACGACUGGACGACUAGAUCUACGCUGCAGCAAUGUUAUUCUCAGCGACCCGACAGAAUACAUAAUAUAUACCUUAUCCUUUUACUUCUGCAAAAAUGUAUGAUCAAUGUGAAAUCAACAGUUGACCCGUCUUAACGUGACAUCACUUUCUUUCUUUCUUUUAAAUUUUACCUUUUUUUUUUAUCCAGUUGAAUUAAAAUGUACAUCACACUUGA